AGCUUCAAUUGUUUAUUUUAUAAGGGAUCUUGGAACCACAUUAUCGCAUCUCCAUGUCCUGUGGAUGGCUUGCUGUGGGCUCUCGGAUUUAGAUGGGAUCUCUUCCUGCAGCUCUCUAAAAGAACUCUAUAUAGCCUAUAACAAUAUCUCUGACCUGAGCCAGCUGACCUGGUUGGAUCACCUUGAGGUUUUGGACCUGGAAGGGAACAAUAUCGAGGACAUCAACCAGAUACAGUACCUGGGUCUUUGUUGUAAGCUGAGCCACCUGACAGUGGAGGGCAACCUUAUUUGUCUGAAGCCAAAUGCAGAAUCUGCAGAGGAGCCAGAUUAUAAUUACAGAGCUGAAGUAAAAAAACUCAUUCCCCACUUGGAGUAUUUGGAUGAAAUACCAGCAAGCCAGACUGCUCUCCUUCCUUCCAAGAAGAUGCAUGAGGAUUGGCUAAUCAUCAAGGAAUCCAUCAAGGAAGGUGUUUUAGCUGGAGACAUUUCAUGGUUAGGUAUGUCAGUAGCAAGGCAGUCUGGGUAUGGCCCAAGACCCCCAACAUCUUCCAGACCUGGAACUGCGCAAUGGUCUGCUAGUGCGGGGAGAUCUAGCAAUGCCCACCUGUUGUACAGUGGCUAUCCUCUUCCAGAUCCCACUGUUUCUGAUGAGCUGUUCCCAGAAGAUGACUCCAGUGAUUUGACACAUGGACUCAGUCAAGUUAUAUGUGGGAACCCCACCAAGGCCCUUUGUGCAAGGAGGCAAAAGCUAGGUCCACCUGCAGUGAGUGCUUCGAAACUGUGCGGUUUCAGGAUGGAAAACUUUUAUGGCUCUGGAGGAGGAGGAGCUCUGCACCAAGGAGAUGUGUUCUCUGAACUGAGAGUCCAGAGAGAGCAGUGCAAGCGGUGCCUGCAAACAGAUCAGCAAGAAAAGGCCACCCAAGCACUGAAGUUAACUCUUAGUGAUGAGGAAGAGGGUGAAGACUGCAGCCUGACUGACAGCUGCGAAGGUCAGUUGAGGGAGAGCUGUGAUGAGGACCUCAUUGAAAGGCUUUCUCUUGAUUCCUCUUGCCAAUCCUGUCUCUCACAGUCUUCCUCAGGUUCAUCACAGGCUCAGGAAAGUGCAGUGUCCUCCAAACCAAACCGUUGUCUAAUCCCGUCUCCUCCAAAAAGCCCUUCACCUGCAUCUGUAAUGGGUGUUGCAGCAAGACCCUGGAAAACACAGAUAAGACACCUAAAAAUACCCAGCCAAGAGGAGGAUAGGCAGUGGACACAGCAAUGCCAGGCAAGGGUUCAUCAAGAAACUUUAGCCUGCCCUCUGGGCAAGGAACUUGCUCUCCUGAACCAGCACAGCAUGCCAGCUGCCUCUGGAUCCCAAGGGCAGCGCCAGCCUGCUGGGACCACCAGCCAGCGAAGGCCUAUUUCAGGACCAGCAGCUGUUGGAUCAACAAGCAUCAGGCCCAUGAUGGAUGAGAGCCCUCCUGGAGAGAUCAACCACCACCAGUCAGAUGUCUGUUCGUCCACAAAAGCCUUGGAGAGGUUUGGGCUGAUGAACACUGCUUGGCCCCUGACUGCCAGGGCCAUACUGCAGUCAUUGCCAGACAGACCCACUGCCUCAACAACAUCGCAGAACAAAAGUUCCUGGUCCUAG
Balearica regulorum gibbericeps (East African grey crowned-crane) is the source of this 1630-nucleotide messenger RNA. NCBI's taxonomy places the organism in Eukaryota, Metazoa, Chordata, Aves, Gruiformes, Gruidae. The record is from RefSeq and is a predicted model, not a curated record.